Messenger RNA from Dinoponera quadriceps, 2312 nucleotides. It is a transcript of the gene MED19, whose product is annotated as mediator of RNA polymerase II transcription subunit 19. The record is from RefSeq and is a predicted model, not a curated record. The transcript has 4 exons. Gene Ontology annotation, cellular component: mediator complex. Bases 300 to 1028 code for a protein of 242 amino acids. Gene Ontology annotation, biological process: positive regulation of transcription by RNA polymerase II. Lineage: Eukaryota; Metazoa; Arthropoda; Insecta; Hymenoptera; Formicidae. Gene Ontology annotation, molecular function: transcription factor binding; transcription coregulator activity.
ACGAGCGCAACAGCAACGCAUAACAGCUGUGUGCAACGGGGUUGCUUCGGAGAACCGAAAACCGUUCUUCUGUACGUGAGGGGAAGUACGUUUGAUAGAUGGCAGAGCAUAUAAUGCUUCACGGCUGAGCCCGUGAGAUUGUGCGGCUGUCCAGGUGUCUGGGUCUCUCAGAUCUACGUCCGCGGUGUAUCGGUGUACCGGCUAUCUCCGAACUGUAAUCUUCAUUCGUCUCUCUGGUGCUUCACGUUAGCACCCACGUUACUUGCAGUGGUGAAGGUGCGAUGAAGUAAAGCCGAAGGAUGAUGAUGGGCGAACAAUUUCGUAGCAAAGUGGAGCAGUACUCGCCAAAGUCUUCGCCGAGGGGUGCGCGCUCCCCAGUUGUAUCUCGUCAAGACUCCACGGGGACCCUGAAGACGACCAUUUCCCUGGGGAAGAACCCCUCCAUUGUCCACAGCGGGCCUUUCUACUUGAUGAAGGAACCCCCUGGGGAAAGCGAACUUACUGGAGCAACAAAUUUGAUGGCCUAUUAUGGCCUGGAACAUUCCUACAGCAAGUUUAGCGGUAAAAAGCUCAAAGAACAAUUGUCUUCUUUCUUGCCAAAUUUACCUGGUAUCAUAGAUAGACCCGGGCAUCAGGACAACAGCUCGUUAAGAUCGGUAAUAGAAAAACCACCCAUAGGUGGUAAAGAACUACUGCCUCUAACAAGUGUGCAAUUAGCUGGUUUUCGGCUACAUCCUGGCCCAUUGCCGGAACAGUAUAGAUACGUAAAUCAAGCACCUCAGAGAAAGCACAAGAAUAAGCAUAAGAAACACAAACAUAAACCGGGAGAAGUGCUCAGUGGACAGGAAGCCACGACGACGGACGUAGGUGGUUCCGAUACGCAUGAAAAGAAACAUAAGAAGCAGAAGAGACACGAUGAAGAAAAGGAAGCCAGGAAAAAGCGAAAGAAGGAGAAGAAGAGGAAAAAACAGAAACACAGCCCUGAGCAUACUGGUAGCCUUACACCGUCUCAGCAUUCCAAUUCGUGAUCUCUGAUAUGCCCCUUUCAGUUUAUGCCAAAUUUUUAAUUGAAACAUAGAAGCGUAUAAAUUUCUUUUGUUUCUAAAGUCCACUUUAGACAAUCGAUUAGUCGGAAUAGAUUUAUAAUCUUCAAGAGUCGCAAUCACUUAUUUAGACAUUUUCGCCAGCUUUUUUAAUUUUUUUUUAAUAAUCCAAAAUCAUGGACCGUUUGGAGUGGACUUAAGAAAUAUUCAGCUUAGAGCAUGUAUGCAGCAAGACACAUAAAAACUGAAAAUCAAUCACGUGCCUUCCGGUACACAUGCUCUAAGAUAUACACUCGUGUAUUUAUUUCUUUUAUUUACGCAUAAUACGUCUAUUUUCGGCAUUAGUGAUAGGACGAAAGAGGCAAAUCCUGGUGCAAAUGAUUAUGUAGAUACAUACAUCACGUAAAAUAAUAUAAUAAUUGUCGAUCUUUUCACAUUAACGUAAACGCAGUUUAAUGAAUUGUGUUUGGAAGCUGAAGAAAGGGAGCUUUGCAAAGAGCAUUAUAUUUUAGGAAACUACUUGCUCAAUCUCUUUAUUGUUCUGUAUGCCAAACACAUGUUACAUUUCCAUGCGUUGCGAUGUAAAACUAAGUCGGAUAAAAUCUUUUAAGUUUGUCAAAUCUCUGCGUCAAAUAGAUAGGAUAUUCGAUUCAACAUUAUACAUUUGAUACUUUGGCAAGUUUUGCAACAUUCGACAUUUUCAAUUAUUCGAGGAUUCAGUUUGUACAGUUUCCUCUAUUCAUAGAUAUGCGUGAUCUUUCCUCGAGUGUCUCAUUUUCGUUAGGGCUCUUCACGAACCUCGUGAAAGUUAUUAGUGGAAAAGGAUGUAAAAUAUAAAUGUGUAAUAUAGCAGUUGUGCACAGGAUGCAGACUUAUCUGCCUGUUUAUACCGACGUAUGGUAACGAAUAAACAAAAAUGUAAAUAUUCUUAUUAAUGGAAGACUGUAAAUCAUAGAGAGAGGAAGGGACAGAAAGAAAAAAAAGAGAGAAAGAAUGUGAAAUCAGAUACCACUAUUCUGUGUAAAGUGUUCGUUUACAGAGUCUAUAGUGCGGCGUAGAACCUGUACGUUUUAAACCUGAUAUAUCGAGGAAUCUACCAGAUAUCGGAGAUUUACUUUUAAAUGUAAUAUUUAUAACGCGCAGAAAGAAAAGGAUAGAAUUAAAGCGGUCGAUUUCAACAGUAACCAAUCCUUUCUUUCAACUUGUCCUCUUGUCCAAUUAUUUUUUCCACCCUCUUUUCAGCAUCAUUGUAUUCAUGGGAUUAAAAAC